AUGGAGGACUUAAGGGGAAUUUUGCGAGUUUUGUGUGCCGAAAAUAGACCUUGUGUAUACACUUCUUAUGCGUUUGAACCCUCGUUUUCAGGUAACUGUGCAUCACUGUGUCCUGAAGGAAUGUUUUCAAAAGGGAACCUGUACUGUGUGCGUGACUGCGGUGCGGGUUUCUAUGGAAACACUCAAGAACGUAGUUGCCAGAAAUGUUCCUCCAACUGCAAGACUUGUCUCAAUGGAGAAGAGAACAACUUGUGUUCAAGUUGUAACUCUCAACUUUUUCUCAAAGGUAUUGUGCAACACGUAACAAUUUCACCUCACCUCACGCCUUUUCGCUCGUUCUGUUGUAGUUUACGGAUUAAUAAACUCUGACAGGAGGUUACUUUCACGAGUCUUCUAAAACCAGUUAAAAGAGAAUUGUGCUAUGAAUCAGGAUUAUAAAAUCGGACCACCCGGUCUGACAGUCAGACAUAAUGGUAUAUUUAACAUUUUUCAUGUAUGUUUCGUAUUAAUCUAAUGUAUCGGUAAAUAGAUUUUCCCCUUUUUUGUCAGUGCUAGUUUUGUUCUCGAGGAUAUUAGCCGUUCAGGCUACUCUGAAAUUCGAGUAUAAAUAAAGUUCAUGUAAUGUAAUUUAAUAGGCUUUUUGUCGAGGGUUUUUGCUAAAAUCCUACCAGUGCCGUGCUUCUUAUUUAGUAAUAGACUGAUCUGGAGGGACAGUCCUGAUUAAUAUUGGAAUCAUCUUAACGAAUAAUCGAGCCUGGAUUGUCUCUCCCCCCCCCCCCCGCAAUUUUAGCAAAUACAAAGCGUCUUUAGUCCAGCACGAAAAGCUGAAGCACGUGUCCGUUUACAAGCUAUGUAUAUACCGCUGUCCAACCGGGAACGAACUGCGGACUUAUGCGUUCUGGGGACUGUCUACGACAAUAUCGAUUUACGAUGAUCGUAACAUCUUUAAUUCUCGUUAAACUCGUGUGGACUGAAGCCGUAAAUGCCUAAAUUUGUACACUGUAAAAUAUACGUUGGGCUGUUGCUCCUCUGGUCAAGUUUUUGAUAGUGGAGACCUUUAGAUUCGAGGACGAGGACGACUACGAGUACGAGAUUUGACUUAACGUUUUUUCGCGUAUUCUCAAAAUAUAGACUCCCCGGAAAGCUUUAUUUUACCAUUUUUCACUAGAAAAGUUAGCAUUGUCAUCUUUAGUUAAGGAAGUUAUACGCGCUCUCCCGAUCGCAAAAUAAUAAAACUUCUAACAUUUGAUAUCUUGUUUUCGCCACCACGACAUUCGCGCGAAAACUCGUAGUAGAAUGACGACGGCUACCACGUUUUCCCGCCAAAAUGACGCUGGUUCACGCGCGUACGACCGCGCGUACACUAUUUAGUAUUGAGAAAAUCUCGUACUCGUAGUCGUACUCGUCCUGGAAUCUAAAGGUCUCCUGUAACGACGAAUUUUGUCUUACAGACAAAACGUGCGUUCGAAGUUGUGGCAAUGAUAGAUUUAAUAAGGGUCCUCCUGAGACCCAGAUCAAACUGGUCGGCGGAAGCAGCCCUUUCGAGGGCCUUCUGUUGAUUAAUCACGAUGGAAAAUGGGGCACAGUUUGCGAUGAUUCCUGGGACAGUAAAGAUGCCACAGUUGUAUGCCGGGAGCUGUUGUUAGGAUCCGCUAAAGAGGCAGUGAAAUAUGGCAGACUGGGGAAAGGAAAAGAUUCAGAUCCAAUCUGGCUCUCCAUGGUAAGAAUAUUUCAGGGGUCAAGUUACUAUUUUGCUUGAGCAAAACCUACGGACUUAACAACACGAUACAGUUCUGUUGGCAAAUAACGUUUUCCUUAAAACGGCGCAGUUUUUCUUUUGCCCAAUACAAGCGGCUACUCAGUAUCGUCUUAAAAAAUCGCCACGCUUGGGGGGGAGAAACACACUGAGAAAAUGUCGUUAACGUCUCAUGUAUCGCCGUCAUCAUCAUCAUUAUCAUUAUUGUCACUUGUUUACAGACUUCAUGCUUAAUGACUUGUCCAGAAUGCAUACGGCUGUGGGAAAGAUCUGAGAUCUUUUGUCCCAGCUUCUGGAUGUUUCCCUGAUGAGCCUGUUUUUCGAAUUUGGUCAGGCUGGUUUUGUCCGUUCGUUUUACCGAAGUAGUUUGUGACCAAAAAGUGUGAUAUUAUGAUUGAAGGCGUUAUGUUAUGUUUUAUUUUUUUUCUCAAGCUCAAAUGCACCGGAGAAGAGAAGAGACUGGAAAGAUGCGCACAUAAUGGUUGGGGUAACCAUUCAUGCAGUCAUGAUGAAGAUGCUGGCGUACGAUGUACAGGACCAGACACGACAAGAGAAUGUGUUACCGAGUGUGGAGAUGGCUAUUACCUCAAGAACGGAAAAAGGCAAUGUGCCGCAUGUUCCUCAAGUUGUCUCACCUGCAAAGAUUCACCGGACGCUUGCACGAGCUGCGACUCUUCGAAAUUUCUUCGAAAAACAGGUAUGCUUAAAAAGUGACGACAUUUUAGCCACGCUAAAUGCUAUUAUCGUACUCUGGUUUCUGUUGACGUAAUAGGUCAUUUUCGCGAUGACGACAUUUGAGUACAACUACCACAAUUCAUUUCGUCUCCGCUCUCUUAUUUGAAUUAGUCAAUCCCGCUGGUGUUUAAAAGACAAUAGCCCUAGUUUGCUAAAGAAAACAACAAACUGUAGGAUUCUGGUAGUUGUGGUAAAAAGACGUCGUCGUGCUAGUGUCCUAUACGCCACUUGCACAUCUCCCAUACAACAAAGGUUAUGCAUUUUUAAGAGGCAAAUAAGGUGCAUUAUGGGAGAUGUGUAAUUGGCGUAUUGCUUUUACAAACAUGAGGCCUGCUGAGAAUUGGCGCUACAGUUCAUAAAAAUAACAAAGAAAUUUAAAUGAAACCCUUAUUGAAAAAGAGGGUAACUGUCAUGAUUACUAGUGCAAUUAAUAAUUUCGAAUCUGUUUUUCGGAUGGGCUCUAAAACACGUUACAAGGGCUAAGUCGCAAUUUAACGCAGUUUUAGCUCUUAACAAAUACGUACUCAUAGAAUUUGCAGACAUGUAUCAAAGGAACCUCAGAAAUCUGUAGAACACAAAGGGCUGGUUAUUUAAACAGAGUUUAGCCACUGUUAAACAAAAUCUUGUUCCAAGCCAUUUUCAGUUUACUCAACGUAAAUGGCGUACUACUCAUUCUGAAAGUACGACAGCCAUUUUAAAAUACGUUAAGUGUUUUGAGAUAUUCAAGUAAUAGUCCGCAGUAUAUAGGGUAGUGAUUUAAACUUUUUAUUUAUAAGAACGUCCAUUUUCGAGUUGAGCCUGGACAGGUCUUUUUUGGGGGGCAGUUUCAGCCUGGAAAUGUUCUUAAAGAUGUUCUGAAAUUUCGUUAACGGAAAUCAGAUCACUUUUAAGCUACAUAUAGACAAGUUAAGACAAUGAUUAUACUUUUAAAAAAUUGCGAAAAAACUUUUCUUAAAAACAUUUAAGGAACUUUUAAAUAAGUCAAGUGGUGUAGGGCUCCCUGUAUAACCUCCCUGUAUUGAAGAGAUUUAGAUUUAUUAUGACGUGUUAAAGCUUGAAGCAGUAUUAAAACGCUUAAAACGUAUUUUGAUCAGCACUGCUAUAGCUUGUUUCGAAACGCUUUUUCUACGGCUAGUUAUCAGACCCCUCGGAUAACCCAUUACAAGUACUGAAUGUAAAUAUAAUGUAUCGACCAUACACGCUGAAAGAACAAAAUUUUACAUGCACAGUCGUGGAUUCCAUAUGGGACAUUAUUUAAUUCGGAUGUUCUAGGUUUACUGGAAAGUAAAAGCAGUGAAAAAAAUAGAUUGUUCUUCUCUGAGCCUCGAGUAUGUUCUUAGCAUGUUCUUAAUAUUUUGGCAAAUUUCAGGCUGAACGUUCUUAUUAAAAAAGGGUAUUGUUAAAAAAAAUGUGUAUCGCCUUUUUUUUUCCAACAGAUAAAAGCUGCGUGACAUCAUGUGGAAUAGGUUUUUAUGGUGACACUUCUAAUCGACAGUGCAAACCAUGCGAUCGUGGAUGUCGGACGUGCGGGGACGGGACGUCUUCUACUAAUUGUACAAGUUGCCCGGACAAUCGCUUUCUAAACGGAAGUCAGUGUCUUGUUAGUUGUGCCCCGAGGCUAGUUGGUCAGAAACGACGCAUUCGCUUGAAAGGUUCAAACUCUACCGAACUUCAAGGCCGAUUGGAAGUGUUUGUGAAAGGAUCGUGGAGCACUGUCUGCGGCAAUACCUUUGAUUUUCGCGAAGCAACCGUGGCGUGUCGGCAGCUGGGUCUCGGAAGUGCCUUGAAAGCCGUAAAGAAUACCGCGAAAUUCGGAAGGGGCACUGGAUCGGUAUGGUCCAAUGAACUGAAUUGCACUGGACGAGAGCAAAGUCUCUUUGACUGCCCAAUUGGGGCUGAGAGUCGAUGCUUUCAUGACAGAGACGUAGGGGUUGUUUGCCAGGGUCCAAUUCCUAAGACCCUACAGACUGGCCAAUGUUUAAAGAGCUGUAAACCUGGAUGGUUUAAAAACGAUGUUGAUGUCUGUGAUUUGUGUGCCGCGCACUGUGCUGAAUGCACAAGUCGGAGCUACCGAUGUAAAAAGUGCAAACCGCCGAAGUUUUUAACAAAAAACAACACUUGCGUCGACAAAUGCCCAGAUGGAGAAUUCGGCCAUGUACCUACCCGUGAAUGCAAGACGUGCAAUACUGACAAAUGCAUGACAUGCGCAGAUGGAAGCGAUAAGAACAACUGCACGUCCUGUAAGCCUCCAAAAGCGCUGAAGGAUCGCGAGUGCCAAAAGGGAUGCGGUCCCGAUUUGUACCAGAAGAAUGGAGUAUGCGUUAAGGAUUGUGGCGAUUUAUUUUACAAGAACAUUACUAAUUUCUCCUGUUUGCCUUGUCCCGUCGACUGUUUACAGUGCAACGUCUCAAACAGCGCUCCUAAAUGUACUGUCUGCGCGCCACCUCUCGUGUUUGAAAGGGACGCCUGUGUGGCAAAUUGCACAGGUGCAAACUUUGCCGUGCCGAUCAAGAACGGUUCAUUUCCCUCCACUCCGCUUUUGCGGCUGACUAACGGCUCGGAUUAUUUUGAAGGCGUGUUAGAAGUUCUUCACAAUGGUGUAUGGGGAACUGUUUGCGAUGAUGGAUGGGACGCAAGGGAAACCGCUGUGGUGUGCAAAGAACUGGGUCUUGGGACAGCUGAUACUGACACAACACUUAGUCACAUCAAGAAAAUAUCCACUGGCAAGCAGUGGCUUGACGAUGUUUUCUGCACCGGAACAGAAAAAACCUUCAGUGAAUGCAAGCAUCGUCCUUGGGGUCAAACGAACUGUCGUCCAGACGAAAACACUGUUCUUCGUUGCACUGGACCAGGAGUGCGAACCUGCAAGAACAAUUGUCCAGAUGAAUUUUACGCUAAGGGAAAAGUGUGCCUUUUCUGUAAUUUCGCAUGUAAAAAGUGCUCUGGGAAACCCAACAAUUGCAGCGAGUGCUCCGAAGGCUAUUAUAAGAAAAAUGGCACGUGUGUUGCUGACUGUGGGCGUGGGUACUACCUUGAUGGCACUUGCAAGAAAUGUAACCAGACAUGUGGAAGUUGCGAAGGAAAACCCGAUAAUUGUACAUCUUGCGAUGCUCCUAAAUUCAAGAAAGGCUCAAGCUGUGUACAGAAUUGUUCUGCCGGUUAUAAUCCGUCACCCAAGCCUCAAAUAAAGCUUGUCAGAGACAAUAAGUCACUGUCACCUCUGGAAGGUCGCGUCGAGGUGAGUAUACAUCUACUUUCACGUUCCCUUGUCUUCUGCCUAUUCCCGCCCCCUUCGAACACAACUCAGGGAAAAGGGAGGAAAAAUUCGAAAACCGGUAAUAAUAUUUGUUAGGUGGCGCUAUUUGGCCAUCCUUCAUGCCCCCUUUCCUCGUGGAUCUUUACACUCACGCUGGGUACCUCCUUCCCUUUGAUUGUCUUGCUGCUCUCUCCUCCCCCAGAGGCUACCGCUGGGUAUCCAUGUAUAAACAGCAAUAAGCGCGUGGGGGCCAAGGGGAAAGGCGGAAGCCUCGCUUCCUCUCUUUCCCCUUCCCAUCUUCCCUAGCGCGCCUUUUUUCCUGCGUCACAAAGCGGCCUCUGCAGAGAAGAGAGUUCCAUUAAAACGAACAAUGACUAUGACAUAGCCUGCGUAGCAGGCGCUUGGAAGUAGCGGGCGAAAGAGAGAACGGGCGCGCGCGAGGGAGACACGCAAGGGGUGACAAGUAAAAUAGAUCAUUAUCGCUUCUCCUUCUGCAUGUACCAGAUUCCGUAAAACAAAGAAAGAAACAGUACAACACCCAUCAACACCUUGUUAUUCAGGCUUGACAUAAAAUUUCAUUCACUAUGGCGGCGCAGGACAUUCUCUCUUUUAGUAAUGCACAGCAAAAGAGAUAACCGGGAGACGAAUUUGGGCGAGAUAUAAAACAUAAUUUAAGAACUUUUCGUGGCUCAUUUUUGGGUCGGCGUCAUUACCCUAUAAUAGGCUCUUUUGCAGUUAGAAAUUCAACUGUUACAAAAGUCAUUUGUAACCAUUUCACCAUUUUAAGCUGAUCUGGCUUCGUGCUACUUCUUUCAUCUUUCAGAUUUUGCAUGCCGGUCAGUAUGGGACAGUAUGCGAUGAUUACUGGGACAUCAGGGAUGCUAACGUUGUAUGUAAUAUGCUGGGUAUGGGAAAUGCGACGGCCGCUGUGACACGCGCCAGGUUUGGUCAGGGCCAUCCAUCCAUGCCUAUUUGGAUGGAUGACGUCGAUUGUAAAGGUAAUGAGUUAAAUGGAAUUCCCCCUUCGCAGCGCACCGAGGGGAAAUCAGCGGCAAUUUUAUUUUUUCCCGCCGCACACCAACACUCCAUUUAAAAUUAAGUCUGACGAGCGGCACUAGUCUCCAUCGCAGCCGUUUUUAGGCUCGUCACGCAACGCUAGGAGGUUAGAAGACCGGCAGAAAUUUAAUCGGUCUGGAGUUUUCCCAUCCUAAUUUUAGCCAGGUUGAUUGUGAGGAUGAAAUGACUUUUCUUACUAUAUUCGCAUUGUCACUCCGUUUAAAGGAGUAUUUCUGUACGGCCUUUUUUUGAGAGUUCAUGGUCAAAAACCUCAGUUUCUAGACAUUGAAUAUGUAUUGGGUGAAAGAAGUUUCAUGUGCUAUAACGUAAAUUAUAUAAUGUAAGCUAGGGUUAACGGGCUGAAAUUUCUCUGAUGAGAUCACAAGACCGAAAUGGCUCGGUUGACCGGUUUCUCAACUCAAGGUAAAUUGCUUUUUAUUAAGAGUGCUAAGCAAUGAAAAACCCUGUAAAUCCUUCUAAACUACAUGCCCCAAAAAAGCAACUUGACGUACUGUCCAUGACCGAAUAGAAGCCGGGGGCGUAUAUUUAAUCUUAGGGGUCCAGGCCGGGGUGAUUAAUAGAUAGGAGGCGUUUAAAAGAGAAAGGCGUUUAUUUUCAAUUUUGUAGCGAUCGCUACGAAACUAAUGCAGUGCUUUCGGUGAAAAUGUUAAGAGAGGUUAUAAAUAGCGAAAUAUACAAUCCAUCAAUUUUGAUAUGUCUAGGCCGUCUAGAGAUCCAUUUUUCUCUUUCUAAUCUCGACUUCGCUGUCAGAAUCCUCACUCAGGGUCAUUGUGUCCGGGGGGGUUCUCCCCUAUAAAAGUGACAGGGGACAGAGGUGCCCACCGGAAAAUUUCGAGAACACUCCUAAAAGGUACCAGAAACUUGCUUUAUGAGCGUGCCCCAAAUUCAUUUCCACCCCUAAGAGGUACCAAUUCAACAACAACAAAUUAUAUAACUGGCACUGCAAAUUUUAAUAGCAAUUAAAAGAUAACUUUCGACCACUUUCUUCUCGAGGACUUUUUGAAAGUAGUGUCAUAAAUCUUUAUCCUAAUGGGUGAUGAUUUUACCGCAGGCCCCUAAAAGGUACCGAGGCAACUCUGGCAGCAGUUUUUGUAGGUUUUAGCACCCCAAGCGGUACCAUUCCACAAAUUUAAACCCCUAAAAAGUACGACGAGCGCCCCGGCCACUUUUAUAGGGGAGUACCCCCCCCGGUCAUUGUGUUGUAAUUUUUAGCCUAUUCUUUGAGCUUGACAUUAAACAAGAUGUAAUGCGCAAGCCCUGGUUAAGCGAGCAAGAUUUUGCUCCUUUUUGCUAAUUUCUUGUAUUUUGGGGUAACUGUCACGGAGAGUUUAUUAGGCAGAGAGCGUCUAAUACAAACUUUACUUCGAAGAGGGGGCGUCUAUUAGACAAGAGACGUGUAUUUGAGAGGGGGCGUCAAUAUGAUGAUCAUUUACGGAUUUACGGUAAACCAGAAUCAAAGAAAAUAUGAGGACAUCGGCAGGGAAUUCUGGACCUCUGGGUUAAAUCUGACUGAGCAACCAGCUCUUCCCAAUUGGCCUCGUCGCUUAUUCUGUUAGGGCGCUGGUAGAUCUAACCCAGAGGUCAUGAGUGCAAUCCUCACCGAGAUGAAGAACAUUUACUGAGUCGUGAAGUAUAUAUGAAAUAAUUCAUUUUUCAACUGCGGUUGUAGAUGAAAGUUGACCUCGCUCCCAAUGUGUGGCUUCAUAGCUCAGUUGGUAGAGCAACGCACCAGUAACGCGGAGGUCACGGGUUCGAAUCCCGUUGAAGCCCUUAUUUUUUUCAGGCUUCUUCUUUCCAGUUGCUUAAACUGGAAAAUUUACUGCGAUGAUCAUUCUUCACUUUCAUUAACUGUGUCGUUAACGCGCAGUUUUCACCAUGUUUGCAUACUCUCAUGCAAACAUGCCUUUCGGCUAAUCACAGCGCGAGUACUAUCUUAGUUAUUUCAUACGCUUAUUUUUAGGCAAUGAAACUUCAAUAGCGAGAUGCACCUUCCGUGGAUGGGGUAUUGAAAAUUGCGCCCACAACGAGGACGCUGGCGUGGUCUGCUCCAGUCCUGGCAACGCUCGUGACUGUCUUAAAGAUUGUGACACUGACAAUGGCUUCUUUGAGGAUUUAUCCCACGGAUUCAAAGUUUGCGGUAAAUGUAGUGACAAUUGCCACACAUGUUAUGGAAACCUUGAAAACUGCACAACCUGUCCACCAAAUUACUUCCUCAACUCGACAGGGAGUGCAAAUGGAACUUAUAACUGUGCCCCGAGUUGCCUCGAUGGGUACUUUGCAGACCGUGUCUUAACAAAAUGCAUGCCGUGUGACAAGAACUGCUACAAUUGCGAAGUAAAAAAAGACAACUGUACCGCGUGUAAGGGAUUCUUGAGGGAUAACAAAUGUGUUGCUAACUGCCCGGAUAGUGCACUGACCUUGCAGGGCGUGGACGGCAUCCGAUUGGUUGGCGCCAACUCAACCGUAGAGGGGAGAGUUGAGAUACUUCACGAUGGUAGCUGGGGUACGAUCUGCGAUGAUAAUUUUGAUUUGAAUGAUGCCCAUGUCGUAUGUCGACAGCUGAAGCUUGGAACAGCGGUCGAGGCUCGCACCAGAGCUAAAUAUGGACAGGGGACCGGGAAAAUCUGGAUCGAUGAUUUGCAAUGCAUAGGAGUGGAGAAAAACGUCAAGGACUGUCGAAUGAAUUCUGGUAAGGAAAAGUAGUAUAAGAAUUCAUCCUGUAGCAAAAGGAUGACGCAGAGUAUAGAAAAGUGACGCACCUGAACUUACAACAAAAAGCAAAGCUUCGACUAUUCCUUCUAUUAGCAAGCGCAUGUUUAAAAAAUUUAAAGGUAAUGAUUAGAAAGUCGGUACCAUGUUCGUCUAGUAAACUUUAUAAACGGGUGCUUGAAAGUAGAUUUGGUACAAUUUUGCCUCGUACCUGUCUUGACCUAAUAAUAUGGCCAAUUUUUUGGUUUUGUCUAUAACCGAGAAAAUCUCAGACGGUCUAGGAACAUUCAGAUUAUCCCCGGUUGGUUGGGAUAUUUGCUACUUUUGGAGCGUUUCAGUAAGACCAAAAGUCCCCGAAAUUCUCAAACAAAAACGAAGCCGAAAAUCUGAUAACGAUUGAGUGAUUGGGAACGUCUACCAUUUAAGCCGUAAAUUACAGCUAUUCCACUGAGGAAAAUCCGGGCUUGCAUCCCGUCGUUCGUACUUGUUUUCGAAAUGUCCGAAUAACUGAAAGAAACUGACCCAUUCAAUCCUGUUUAACUUUUUGAAUGUGACGUCAGAAUUAUUUUUUUGGCCAUCGACGGAACCAAUGACACCAGACUUAAGACGUUUUUGAUGUUGUUGUUGUUGUUGUAAAGGUGCUGUGGCCUUGCGGUUUCACGCGUUUUUGGUCUGACUAUUGAAUCAUCCGCUUUUUUUGUCCGAGAUUCCUCGUUGCCAAGGUAAAGAUGCUGUUUAACCAGGAUUCAGGAGUUGAUCAAAUACACAUUUAUUACAAGCUUACUCCGAUCCCGGCGUAUCUAAUCGAACUUUCGGUAAUCAAACAUAAUAGAACUCACAAUAAAAUUUGGUCAAUCGAACGAGAUCGAACGUUCGAUUACCGAACGGUCGACGGUCGUUCCAAAUCAAAAGUGCGAUUACCGAACUCUUGUUUGUUUUUUAUUGUUAAAUAAUAUUAAACAUUGGUAAAAAACGAAGUAUUGAAAAAAUGCCGAAAUAUUACCCUGUUAUCAAAAAGUGUAUAUUUUGCAGGAAUUUUGUACGGUGAACCGUUCCCCUAAUCCCCUCGAAUCCUUUGAUAGCGAUUUGGUAGGACGAUAGUCACGUCUGCAUAAUUAGCAAUUAAUGAAUCCGGCUUUCGUAGGAUAUGAAGAAUUAAGCAGAUCGAGGAAGGUGGAUAACACCCUCUGAGAUCUGCUUAAUUCUUCAUAUCCUACGAAAGCCGAAUUCAUUAAUUGCUUUAUUAUUCAUUCAAAAUAAUUCAUAGUUUAAAAACAUAGCUAAAACAUGCUUACCUUCAUCGAUGUUAAAGGGAACCUCCACUUCAACAAAAAGAUAACUUUAAAUCACAGGAAAUAACUGUUACAGUCAAGUCAAUCUAAAAUAUUUUUAAAGAAAGCGUUUGUAUCCGAAAGAAAUAACUUUUAGAUUCGCCUAUUUUUGUUUUCAAAUUUUGCGGGCGUCUCCAUCUUGAAUAAUUGUGAGGUGCUACGGUUGCCCUAUUGUUAUUAAACAAAAGCUCUUUGUGUCAGAACAAUAGAGCAACCGUAACACGUCACAAUUAUUCAAGAUGGCAGCGCCCGCGAAAUUUGAAAGUGAAAAUAAGCGAUUUUAAAAUUCACUUUUCCUGAUAUAAACACUUUUUUUAAGGACAAAUUUCGAACAAAUUUGUUUGUCAACAGAAUUUUAUUCGAUUUAAACUUAUUCUGUAGUAAGAGUGGAGGUUCCCUUUAAGUUCAUCUUCGAUAGUGUACGUUUAGGUUUGUCCAGCUCCGCAAAUAUUCUCCAAAUAGCAGAUGUCGCCCUCCGAGUUGUCUUCUUUUUGUUUUUGCCAUGUUUUUAGUUAUUAUUUCGCCUAGUUCCAGCUGUAGUUCUUACUCUUGAAACGGGUGAAAUGUCCACCAUUUUUUUUUCACAACCAAAACAACUCAACCUCGUCCCCAAGUCUUCUCGGUAACGGUGCCUUAACCUGUAGCGGGCUGCAUUUUUGACGACAUUUCCACGUUAAAUACAAAAUUCUUCCAAAUUUGGUCAUCAGUAACUGGUUAUGGUGAAUUAUGCGCGUGCGUUUAGCCAAUCAAAAUUGGGGAAAUAUUUUGAAUGAACAAAAGUACCCCAUAAUAGCCACGUGGUCGGGGGAAAUUUCUACUGAAGGUCGAAUUACGGCGAGUGUUGUGGCGACGUUCAGAGCAGAAGCCAUUUCCUUGCCACUAUUAUAAAAAUGUAAACUACAAUGCAUUUCAGUAUUUAACUGUCGUUUUGUUCUCUUGUACAUAUCUAUAACCUAACAUUGACAUUCAGUUUGAUAUUCGGACUUUUUUCUAUCAAUCACAUUCAAUAACAGCCUGCGCCACAGACGAAACUGAACUCUGGUUAAGUCCGUCAACGAAACAGUGCCAAAAUCCUUGUCCUGGGCCCCAGGCUAAUUCAAUAAAGGUUGAUUGUGAUUACUUCUUCGUGAUUUACUUAUCAAGAAAUGGAUUCCGAUUGCAUUUGAUUUUGUUCAAUUGGUUCGAUAAUCGAACUCAAAACAAAAUAGAUGUUCGAUUAUGUUCGAUUACCGAACCCAAUCGAACUAUUGGCGUUUGAUUGGAUUCGAUUGAAUUUUGGUUCGAUUUUGUUCGGUUCGACACGCCGGGCCCGAUCUAACAACCUCGCGCUCGCACAUCCGGGACCUUAAGUUUACACAAUACAAUGCCAUAUAAGGUAACGGCGUUUCAAUUGUAGUUUUUGCUUAUAUGCAGGUGGGAUUGGCAAACAUAACUGCAGACACACAGAAGAUGCAGGGGUCAAAUGUUCAGGUCCUGAUAUGUCUAAGAGAUGUGUGACAUCUUGUGGGGAUGGCUUCUUCAAGACCUCAGGAAAGAAAUGCGAGCGGUGCUUAUUAAAGUGCAAAACCUGCAAAGACAAAGCAGAUUCCUGCACCAGUUGCGACUUUCCUUUCUUUUACGCGAAUUCUUCUUCGGACUGCGUUACCAAGUGUCCACCUGGUUUCUAUGGCAACACCAAGGAGCGAUUAUGCAAACCUUGUGACAAAGUUUGCCUGACGUGCUCGAAUGGCGAAACCGGCGAUCAAUGCCAGUCUUGUCCAAAGGGAUUGUUCUUAAGUAAGUCAUUACUCAAUCUUAAUUCAAUUUACCCGCGAAGGGAAUGAUAGAGUUAUUAGGUGCUUCUAACUUUUGUUCUUAUGGUGUUACUAUUCAAAUGAAUUCUCUUCAGCAGUGUUUUCAUAUGAUUCUUUUUCCCAGUAGUUUGCAAAACAUAUUCAAGAUACGAAUUCUGACUUUACCCUCUUUGGCCAAUAUUUGUGUAGGAGUUUAUUUAGGGCUUUUAUGAAGAUUUCGUAGUGUUAUACACCUCUGUACAUACUCAGUGGCCCCACUCAAAAAAAUCUCUUUGUGCGAUCAUUUCAGUUUUGAAAUUUGGAUUAAGCUACUUAAUCAGAGUUCAUUAGUUAGUGCUAUUGCUCUCGCUCGGCCACAUGGCUUGUUUUGUAUAAUUCAUGCACAAGAUAUACAGGUCAUAUAGUUGAAACACUCACAUGGAGUAGAUUUACCCAUUUUGAUUGCACUGGUUUUUACCGUCACUUAUUUAACCGACAAAAGAGGAUAGGAAAAGAGAAAGAAAAUUUCCACUGAAACCUUUCGAAAUGGUUGCCACGUUUUGUUUUCAGAUGGCUCCUCUUGCGUGGAUGAUUGCGGAGAUCUUAGCUCUGUGUCAUCACUGUUUCCUUCAAAGCCCUCAGAACCCGUCGUGCGAUUAGCAGGAGGCGCGAGUCCAAAUGAGGGGCGCGUCGAGGUCUUUUACGAUGGAAUAUGGGGUACUGUCUGUGACGAUGGUUGGGAUAAGAAUGACGCUAAUGUGGUUUGUAAAGAACUUGGAUUUGGAAAUGCGAAAGCCACUAAUCCACCCGAAUCUAACUAUCCCAAAGGUCAGUAAAGUAAAGCUAUUGUAUCAGGACUUUUACUAGUUAGCGGAACAACCUUUCCUACUUUUCAUGUUUAUGUAGGUCCAUUUUUGUUCCAUUUUAUCUAUUGUACCAAAUACGAUAGGCUGUGCAGCAGGCGUUCGGAAGUAAUAUGCAAGAAAGAACUGGGCGCGCGAGGGGGGCACACAGGAUGUGAGAGGAAGCCCCCUCGUCUCUCGCGUGUCUCUCUCGCGCGCUUGCGCCAAUUUGGAUGCCCAUUGCGAUGCCAGCAGUUGUUUUUGAUCUUGAUGUUCACCAUCAGUUGCGCUUUUUUACCCGUUGCCAUCUUCUUUCGAUUUAGUACUAUGAGUUUAGUGUGAACAUGCAAAGCCUCAGGUUAAAGAUAUCAUUGUCAUUGAACACUGAAGGUAGAUAAAAACGAUGAGGGGGACUUCGACAGUGAUGAGACCCCCCUCCUACAAACACACGCUUAUAACCCCCCAGUUUUAGGCCCCUCUCCCUGUAAACAAAGUCCCCGCGAUAGAAACUCCCUGCAUUGAAGAGAUUUCGAUGAUUAUGACGUUUUGAAGCUUGAAGCAGUAUUAAAACGCUUAAAACGUAUUUUGAUCAGCACUGCUAUAGCUUGUUUCGAAACGCUUUUCCUACGGCUGGUUAUAAGAGCCCUCGGAUAAUCCCUUACGAAGAUGUUUAAGACAGAUUUCAUUUAAUUCUGUGAACAGUGUUUAGAUGAUAAAUUUGCCAAAAUAGAGUUCCUUCUGUACAAGUUAGCUGGGCAGAGAUCUGGCCUGCGAACAAGCUCUCCGGGGUGCUCUGGCAGGGGGGCGGGAAAAAGAAAAAGAGCUUGCAACUACGUCUCUGGAAUUUGACUGCCAUCUCCAAUUCCUCUGUGGUUCCCCGUCGACUGAGCUGUCAGAUUUUCACCAAUCAGCGCGCAGCGGGAGCUAGCGCGAAUGUAAACAUGUGCCAAGGGUAAUGACGUCAUUACCGCCAAACGGCAUUUUGCAUCGAAUUUUUCGAUACAGAUUUACAAAUUCCAGAGACGUAGUUCCGAGCUCUCCUUCCUUUUCCCGCCCCGCCGCCAAAGCACCCCGAAGAGCUUGCUCGCAGACUACAGAAACAAAACAAACAAACGAACAAAAAAGCCCCUAGGAGAGCUCUAUCGUUGGGGUCCAUUGUUUCUUUUGUGAUGACGGUACUAGCAGAAAGACCCCAAAAUUUCUUGUAUUCUCGCGCCUUUACGGCCGUUGGUCCUCAUUCCAGACCUGCGAUUAUCCAGAGUUAAUUCUUUUUAUAUUUUUCAUUUAUUGUAUAUCAGGAAGUGGGAUAAUAUGGUUGGAUGGUGUUCGUUGUAUCGGAUUCGAGUCGUCAUUAACGCUUUGCCUUCAUUCUGGCUGGGGAGAAACUAACUGUGAUCCAAGUCAUGGUGAAGAUGCAUGGGUGAUCUGCGACAAUUCAACUGUUAAGGAUCUAAGUAACAACUUUUGUAGACAAGUCAACAGUGGCUCUUGCGCUGACCAUCAGGUAAUUAUUCACAAUGCUAAUUCUGUGCGCGCACACUAUAUCGGAUGGCUUUUGCGCCGGUACGAAAACCACACCAAACCAGUUUGGUCAAACCAGUUUGGUCUAAAAAUAAGUGGGGGCUGGGCCCCCUGGACCCCUCCCCUGGAUCCACCACUGCCACAUAUCGGAUAGGUUCAGUGCCACACUUUGGUGCAGUGUAAACAAGUAUUCGGAUUCUAGCGGAAGUGAAUAAAUAGGAGCGAGGACUGGAAUCCACUCUGAGACGGAAGUAGGAGCCAUCAACGGAAGGAAAUAUUUAGAAUGAGGACUGAGAUUUAGUUCACCAAACCCUCUCGGCCAAUCUGCCCGGAACGAUAUUCGAUGCGUGUGAAAGAGUUGUUUCAGUUCUGUGCCGUUGCUGUUUACACUAUACCUACCGGAUGGCUUUUCGCGUCGGCACGAAAAGCCAUUCGGGAUAGUGUAAACAUAGGCUAAGGUCUAAACACGCUCGUCUAAUCCCUGUAUGGCGUUUUCCCAGUCCUUAUCGGUCAAUACAGACCCAAAACGCAUCGGUCACACGAGAUAAUGAGCCCCAGACACGAGGCAAGGAACACCGUAUGCGACCUGUCGCUGCAACACGUCGUGGCCGCGAAUUUCCCUUUCUGCUGCUCGCAACCCAGGGUCGAACCCGAACCUCCAACCCGGACCUAAUCUCUCUCCUUUACCACUACACUACCAUACCGACCCGCCAAAAUCCUGAAAAGAUUAAGUACAUUAACUACCAAACCAGAGUCAUUCUUAACUGAGACAUCAAUAACAGGUGACCCCUAGCUCUUUCCAUAACUUUUGACGCAAAUUCAACUUGAGCUUCAACGCUGUUCUUUCUAAGACUGUUUAAAAACGCAUCAUUUGCCUUAUUGUAACUUAAUCCAGGGAAUAUAUAACAUCCAUCAUGACUAAAGGCUUGGUUACCAAUGGUGGUAUCGACCGUUAAAAAUGGCAAUGACCUUUUACGAAAGGGAAUAGGCGUCGGGUUACACAAAGAACUCACUGAAUUAUCUGUGCUGCGACGUGCUGCUGCAACUUGAUAGCCCGCGUAGCAGGCAUCGAAAAGAGGGGGGGAUUGGGAGGAGGAGAAAAAGGGAGGGCGAAGCUUCUCUCCCUUCCCCUUCCCCCUCCCCCUCCCCCUCCCCUUUUUAAGUUUGCCACGCAGGCUGCAGCUUGACACCUAGUGUGUGCCGAUUUUUAGUGCCAGCGAUAAUCUAUCAGAUUGUAGGCACACGGUUGACCGUCAUAUAUUAUUUUUAGCUGUCAAGUAUUUCUGACAUGUCAUAGAGCUUGUGAAGGCAUCGGAUGAAAGUGUGUAAUUAGUUGAUGCAAUUGACAAGGAAGAACUGAAGCGGUAUUGGAAUUCGACGUAGAACGUAGAAAUACGAAUUCCAGUGUCCCGAAUACAAUGUGAGAUAAAAGCCAAGGGCGUCAAAAGAGCAUUAGGCCCAGUUCAGACGCUAACUUCACAUGAGCCGAAUGGGAUUCUUACUUAGGCCGGCUGAAUUGAUUCAGACUCCGAUCUUUAUUCCAGUCGAACGAAAUUUAAAAGGGAAAGAAUGCGCAUGUUGGACAAAUACACUAUAAAAAUGUGCAUUUAGUUCAGCCCAUGUGAAGUUCAGCGUCUGAAUCACCGCUGGUCCGCAUCCGUUUCUCCCGGUUAGCCAGGCGUGAAGAACAGCUGAGCCGAUCCAUUCAAUGAGCCGAUCCGAAUUUAUUCAGAAGCCGUACUUGUUCGCAUGAACUUAAUUCAGUGAAUUCGAUUCGGCUCAUGUAAAGUACGACAUCUGAACCGGGCCUUCCUGCGGACCAAAUCGCCCUGAGCUCGUUUUUUCCUUUCUGUCACAUUUUGAUCUUAUCUGGAAUCUACAAGUGUGUAAACGAAAAUACGAAAGGCAAAAUAAAUUCUAUUCAUUAUCACCCUGUAUCUGAUUUCCUCUUUUCAAGGCUUAACGAAGAAUUUUCCUCGUUGUUCGUAUGUUUUGUGUUCACUAAUUGUUAACUGACGUGCGUUGCUCUUCUAGUUAUGUGACAGUCACACUGGCGUGACGUGUGUUGACUUGGACCUUUAUAACCAGAAUGGAAUAGAAGAAUCAGUGUGUAUGCGGUGCCCAGAUGGUUACACAGGGGAUGGAAGAGUUUGUAGGGGUAUGGCGCACAUAAUUUUCUACUGUAUCCAUUUAGUACCCGGCUGUACAAGAAAACCAAAACCUAAAACAAAGUGGACAGAGCCUUUGUUUGAGGAUUUCCAUUUUUUUCGCGAACUUUUUAUCGGAAUGAAAUUUCCUGUUAACCGUCUGCAUCAGUGAUGGAUUGGAAUAGUAAUUUUGCGGAUUGACUUCAACUUUCUUCUUUUUCGCAUGCUUCUGUCGUGGCGUAAAAAAGGUGAAGGUUCGACCCAAGCAGAAACAGAGAUAGGAGAAAAAGGAAACCUUGUGUUUAUUCCCUCUCUGCUUCCGAUUAUGAUUCAGUCUCUGUUUCAUGCAUGAUUUACAAUUGACGUCCAAGCUCCUGCAAUCUCUGUUCCCCCUGGCCUCUUCUACUUUCGUAGGUUAGGUAAAGGCGCGCACGAGCCAAAGGGAAACUCGGCCGGAGCUUAUGCCGGUUUCCGUAGCAUGAAGAGCAAGCCUAGGAGCAUUGUUGCUCCUCCCUGUAUGGGAUGCAAGUCCAUCGCGGGGUUACCCCCCAGAAGUAUGUCGCCGGUACCCUCGCGACGGGCGAGGCUUGAACUCCAGACCUCCAGAUCCAGAGUUUGAGGUGUUAACCGCUCGGCCACACACGUCUCCACCUUCUACUUUCGUGGCUAGUAUUAUAGCAAAAUUCGUUGAAUCGCGCUGUACGUUUUGCAAACUUCGAAGGAGUUUUGGGUUUUUCUGUUCUGUCAAUUAUCUUACUGGACCUCUUAGGAAACACAUGUUUACUUGUUCAAGCUUUAAAGGUCAUGGUUUGUGAUUCGUGAUUUGUGGAUUUCGAAUCGUUUUGUUUGUUUCGUGUUUCAGGGCUCGUCGCUUUGUGAUCGUCCUGUUUCGGGCAAUAAUCGACUAGUUAAGUUUGCUUCGCAGAUUUUCCUGAUCUUUCUUAUUCUUGUUACUUCCAAGAAUAACGCAACGUCUGCCUCCUCCCUUCGACAAAAAAAGUCUACUCACCAUCGCGAUUUCCUUCGCUAUUCUUGAACAGUCUAGAGUCAUUCUCAGCCAAGCUGGGCGAGCACGUUACAUUGUGAUUUACAUUAACCCCGCCUUUACUAAAAUGAUUGACGGAACAGGAGAACCCAAAAUCCCUUCGAAGUUUGCAAAAGGCGCAGCGCGAUACAACGAAUUUCGAUGUAAUUUAUCUGCAUCGUUUUCUUAUCGAAUUCUUUGCUCCUUAGUUGUAGCUUCCAGUCCUCCCGUGUUUGAUCAAGUACCAGUCAAUAACGUUACCGCCCAGUUCCAACGUGCCUUCAGUAUUCGCUGUUCCUCCAAGCCUCCUGUUGUAUACCCGUCCGUGUGGGACUGGAAAAAGGAUGGCCAGCCUCUCUCGGCUGAUGAUAUAACAAACAAACGGAUCACCUCUUCAGCGGGGAGAUUGCUUGUGAAAUUUGCUGUUGCUGAAGAUAGUGGAAACUAUACGUGCACUUUGGUUAACAGCGCAGGAUCAAUUGAAAGUACAGGGACGGAAGUCAUUGUGAAAGGUUAGAAAAGCAAAUAGAUGUAUUUUAACAGGAGCCCAUAACCCGGAGAGUGCAACUCCCAUACUUAGCCCAUGCAACCGGCGUUUUUACGGAGUAAGUUAUUUUUAGCAUCAUUUUGGAGCACUUUUUCCCGCGGAAAUGGAAGCAUCGUUCCGUAUGCGUGGGCAUGCAAAGUACGAUAAUCAAAAGAGAAGAAGUUAAGGCUAUCAAAACGUCAGAAAUGUUUUUUUGAGUCUUAGUUUUUUAGAUGACUGAUUUGUAAGACUUAUUUGGUAUUAAAACUUCGCGGGAAAAUCGAUCUAAAAAUAAAUGGGUUUGUGAAGUUGCUCGUUCCGGGUUAUGCACUCCUAAUUUUGAAUAAAAAAUUCCAAACAGAACGAAAAAUCACUUUUUUUCUUUGUAUUCUAAAAUGCAAAAUGUUUCAUUCAUUCCAGUCUCGCCUCAGAUCCCCGGAGUCAAGUCAGCAGACGUAUACGAGGGUGACACUGCAAUAUUGGCCUGUCUCGUUUCUAGCUUUCCCUCUUCAAACAUAACCUGGCGGCGCUAUGGCAACGUACUGUAUAGCAAUAAUAAAUACAUCAUCAAUAGUAACUACACUUUGCAAAUCAAGAAUACGGUGUUUCAGGACGCUGGUGACUAUGAAUGCGAAGUUACCAAUGAGCUGGGUGGAGCGGUCGCUAAUGUCACGUUAUUUGUUGGAUGUAAGUACAAUAGAAGGACCUGGAAGCCGCUGUUCUCGGCAGCCGUUUAUCUUUCCUUUACACUCUCCUUUCUUUCGAUGGACAUUUCUAUAAGACUGAAUAUCUCCCUGAAGGAAGACAUAUUGGCUAGGGUUAUUCUCUUCUGUAAUUCAUCUGGUACUUUCUUUGGCCAAGACAGUUAUCAUAUUUUAUAACUCUUAUAACUUCACUUUCUUAAUAACAGCGGAGUGUCCCUCAUUGGUGGAUUGACUUUAUACCCAAAACAUGCUAUAGCAAGAAUGAACGCACAAGGCGUUUGUUUAUGUCUUACUUAUUACUCUACUUUUAAGACCCUGCUUUAGUUCAGAUUCGGCAAUUAGACCUUGGCAGAUCAUAGUAGGAAAGUUCAUUAUCCAUUUAUCCACAUCCCACUUCUCCCCUCCUCUUCCCUCCCUUCCUAAGGAUGGCGGGUUUUCGAAUAGGGGGUUCGGAUUUUUUUCCUCAACGAAGCCAACAAAAUUUGGAGCCCUCAGACAAAUUUUUGAAAGGUGCCGACAAAAAAUUAACCCUUCGGAUUUCAUUUUUCAAAAGGCGCCGACAAAAAAUUGAGGGUCUGGAUUCCAGUCAUCUUUAGUGGGGAGGGGUGCGGAUAAAGAACGGAACGUCCCUUUACAGCUGUUGUCUACAAGUUUCUUGUGAUCCAUGUGCAUGACCUGAAAUGUUUUUUUCUUACAUAGUAACAAUGCAAUUCACGAACUUCCCGCAGAAACAGAACAUAGUUUCACCAGGCCAGAAAGUCACUCUUCCCUGUGUUGUGAGAGCCUUUCCAGUCCCCAAAACGGCAUGGAAGAAGGAUGGGGAGCUGGUAACUAAGGAUGAUAAUCACAUGAUCACUUCUUCAGAGAUGACGAUAAAGAAGGCAACCAGAUCGGAUAUGGGCAGCUACUCCUGUAUAGCUUGGAACAGAGGCAGUGUUCAGGCCAAGUCUACUCUUGUGCUCAUAACUGGUAAGGAUAUUUCUUCCCCAUUAUAAAUACAGCGAUUUUCUGCAACACAUCAGUGGGAAUUCAGGGAGAGCGUCUGGAGUUAAUCCGGGACCUUAAAUUUAGACCAAAUUUUCUCGCCCAGAAAUGUUGUUCAGCUUUAACUCAGAGAGACAGACUUGCUCCCUACGUCUGCAACUUCAUGUUGUUCAGUUGCUUCCAGGCAUCUUCAUACACGUCAUCAGGCAGUUCAUACACAAUUUCUUUCAUGUAAAUCAUUUCUAGACACUGUUAGGAUAUCUAGGCUAGGCUAGGAAAAAGUUAAAUCAGUCAAUAUUCGGCCUAGUUGAUUGUCACCAAGAAACCUAAUAUCUCUGCUGCUUCAGUUGGAAUCUCUCUCAUGUAUAGUUCUUUGUGGACCUAAACUCCCGGAGGGCACUCCCUUAUUUGGCCUAGAUGUGUAUGUAUCGCUGAACAGUUUUAAAUGGUUUUCAGGGUCUUAUAUAGCGUCUUGAACAUGAUGUCUUUUUGGACCUGGAGUGUAGAGGUUGUCGAUGGGCGGUCUGAAAUCUAAUUGCUAAAUGAUGUUCGUUAUAAAAAAUCUUGAAUUCUAUAUGAGCAACUAAAUGAAUCAGGGUCAUAAAAUAAGUUAUCUUGUCUUAAACAGGGUAGCGAAAAGGACAAUUUUUGUCUUAACUAACAGGUUCAAGGAUUGCAGGCCUUGCUCCAGGGGACAAGUAAACAAGAACCCUGGGAACGAGGCCUGACGAUAACCAAUCGGGAGCCAUCAAGCAAGGGCUCCUGGCAUUCGCCUCAUUCCUAGGGGAGUAAUUUGUGAACUCCGCUCACCAAACACUGUGGACAAAACCAUCAACAGUCCUUUCAGAUCUGCUUCGAUUGAGUUUACUUGUAUUUUUUACUUAAAUCUAUCAGGUCGUCCUAAAAUUGGCAUUGGGCCGGAGAAUCAUUAUGUUCUUUCUGGUGCUACUGUAUCAUUCUAUUGUGUUGGUUAUGGCGACCCACAACCAGAACUUACUUGGACGAAAAACGGAGAAAGUGUCAAGGAAUCAGACAGGGUAAAAAUUGAUAAAUCAAGGAGAGAGCUUCGGAUUACUGCAGCCGACUUUAAAGACGCUGGCACAUACGAGUGCACAUACAGCAACAAACAUGGCGAAGAUAAAAAAUCAGCUGUGCUUAAUGUGGAUGGACAAGCUGGAGUCGGUAGGUGGUUUAUUUCUGUAGUAGGGUAGAAUAUUGAACCAAUCCAUUACAAAAGGCUUGUCGACUUUGCUGCCCAGUAAAAAUUUGAAGACCAUAGACAAUAGACAAGCCUGACCUUUUAGUUCUAAAGGUCCUUUCCAGUUUCAAAAUGAAGAGGUAAGGGAAGAACGUUGUUUUGCAGAAAUAGAACAUCUCAGUUGCUGAAUUCAAUCCAAUAGCUGAAGUAUCUCGUCCGCAUUCUUUUGCCAGGUGCUCGUUUUUCCCAUGCAUGAGUGCCCCGUCGCGUGGGCCAAAACCUUGUGGUUCGCUUGUCUUCUCUGGUUAACUCAGCCCAUAAGAGGAGAUACACCGAUCUAAGAUUACCUUAACCCCUUCUUUCAUAAACGGCCUAGCAGGCCCGGGUGUAUCAUUUAAGUGUUAAGCAAUUAAUCUGAUCAAUGGCAAUGUACUGAAUCAUAUGGCAAAAUACAAAAAAAUCUUUCUUUGGGCCGAAUUCUAGGGCCUAACACUGGUGGAAGCAAAUCCAGUGGACUCAGCAAAGGAGCAUUGGCUGGAAUUAUCAUCGCUGUUGUGUUAAUUGUUGUUCUUGUUAUCGCCGUCGUCGUCUACAAGUGCCGCAAAACGUCGUAUUACAGAGGAGAUCGCCUCGUAGACAAACCCGCGCGUUUUUCUGACUUGAAGUCCAAAUUUGGAAGAACGACCGAGGUUCCAUAUCAGGAGGACAUCGAUUAAUAAAAAUAUUAUGCCUUCACCGCCUGCAGGCAUGUUUUGUUUUCAUUUUGAGUUUGCACAACGAAAGAAUAGAAAAGGGUAGUGUAUUAUACACUAAACGUGUAAAGGAAUUAAUUUUAAAAUAAACUGAUUUAGUGCUUCGUCGUUGUCUUUGGAGACACGGAGGCAGCUAAUAAUGAGGGGAUAUCCUCGGUUCAAAGCACGGUACAAUCAGAGAUUACAAGAAGAAUGAUUGAGGCUGCUUCCUUUUUUUUUCUUGUAACGUAAACUCUCAGCUAGCUUUCUCCGCCCCAAUUAGCUACCUCUGGGUCUCUGAGGAUGGUGCUUCGUCGUUCGAGGAGCAAAACCCGCAUUUUGGGCGAUUAUCUGCUGUGGUUUAACGUUAUUUGACUAAAAUGAAGGAUCCAAAAGCUGAUGUUUCGCGCUCUAGCCCUUUCUUGAAUGCGCCAAAAAGACUUGGCGCUCGAAGGGAAAGCUUUUCAAUAUAAGAGAUAUGUUUAUUUACUGUUGAAUCCGGAAUACAGCUCAAGGAAUCCGGAAUCCCAUUAACGAUUGUAACCCGGAAUCGAAGUUCCGCUGACAAAGAAUCCGGGAUCCAAUUCUUGGAGACACUAGGGAAGCAAUAGGCUAGAUGCACCGAGCGCCAUCCAAAAAGGAGCCGUCUGCGUGUCGGCUUCAGACGUAUUGGCAUGAAUUUGUUAAAGUAGAAGUUUUUCCUUUACAUGUAACCCUUGAAAAGAGUUCAUUUUUUCUAUAUUAAAUUUCUUACGCGUCUACCGCCUACUUAUUAUCCUAAGGUGUUCCAAAAUCAAAUUUCAGGUGAUUUGUAAUUACAAUCCCGCGAUUUAUGAAGACCGAAAACAAAUAGUGAGUUGUUGUUAGCCUAUAGCUCAGGUGCUUCUCACAGAACUAUUGGAAUGUAGACAGAGUUAGAGCUUACAGUAAGGUAAAUCUCAUAAGAUCAGUAAAGCCAAGAUAAGACGAGGUUUGGUCCGCGAAAUGUCAAUUAUACAAGCAAAUAGAAGAUGGAUGUCGGUCUGAAGACUACGUACUCGCUGUCGUUUUGAUAUAUCAAGCCAAACGAAAACUUACCGGAUGGUUUACUGCUCUCAGAACUAAACAGUUAGUUGUGAAUUAUAUUGUUUACAGUUAACAAGUAAUUUAAAUAUACAUAGGUUGUUUAAACGGUAUUAUAUUUUUUUGUUUAUAGGAAAAUGCACGCUGUAGUUUUAUGUUUUAAAGACGUAUGGUAACAAAACUGUACCCCGCGUUUUCAUGGCACAGUAGUUUCACAUUUUUGGAGCUUCUUUUUGUAUUAAUUUGUACAUGUAUAAUAAACUCUGCUUUUUCAAAUUUU
Messenger RNA from Porites lobata, 23655 nucleotides. The record is from the annotation of a GenBank genome assembly. NCBI's taxonomy places the organism in Eukaryota, Metazoa, Cnidaria, Anthozoa, Scleractinia, Poritidae.